Messenger RNA from Phytomonas sp. EM1, 1695 nucleotides. The record is from the annotation of a GenBank genome assembly. NCBI's taxonomy places the organism in Eukaryota, Euglenozoa, Kinetoplastea, Trypanosomatida, Trypanosomatidae.
AUGACAGAAAUAUCCGAUUCGCAUCAGAACUCCCCACCUACGGUGUUGGAGGCCUUCAGGAACACGGCGACGGCGCUACGACAGUGGAGCAUCGAGCGCAUUCGCGUGGUGGGGCUUAGCAAAGGCUGCGAAAAAGCGUCUAACAAGGAUAAUCAUAAUAAUAAUAAUAAUCUACAACCCUCUCGCACGGCAGGGGCUCCUGGUAAUUCCGACCUCACGGAUCCCAUUCGCGUGCUCACCGAGUUGGAGUUUAUGCAGCAAUUCGUCUUUCAAUCGCGGCCGUGUGUGAUUCUAGACGCGAUUCACGACUGGCCUGCGCUGCAGCGGUGGAAGGAGGAUCGCUACCUCUUCGACCUCGACCACCACCUCCCGUCAGAGUCGGAGCCGGAGGACGACGACGAGGAAGAGGAAGAAAGAGAAGAAGGCGAAGAAGAAGUGGGCGAAUCAAGCGAAACGAAAAAAACGACCGAGAAACCGGCAUUGAAGGAUCUUCCGGUUGAGGCUCCCUCCUCUCACGCUCUCCCUCGCCCGCAUGGGCCGAAAAAAGUCACCGUCGCGCUCACCCCCAACGGCCGCGCGGAUGCCGUCUGCGAGGUCCGCUACGACCCCCAUGCGGUCCGCCCUCCCCUCCCGGAAACCGACGAAGCUAAAAAUGAAAAUCACCGCGAAACCAACCACCCAAACGAUCCGCUUCGUACGGAGCGACUUUUUAUGAUCGCCGCGGAGGUGAAGGUGACGUUGCCGGAGUUGCACGCGCUGCUCGCGCGUAGCGUCGACGCGGCGCGACCGCCUCGGUCGGAUUUUUUUGAUUUCGCCACGCCCUCUCCCCUCCCCAUCAUCGCCUACGCGCAGCUGCAAAACGACUGUCUAAAUCGCGAAUACGCGCAUCUUCGAAAGGAUGUCCGCGAAACCCUUCUCGACUUCGGCGGGCGGGUUUUCGGGCAGCCCGUGGAGGCCGCGAACGUUUGGUUCGGCACCCCGGCGAGUGUUUCGUCGUUGCAUCAGGAUUGGGUGGAAAACCUCUACGCGGUUGUGCGUGGGGUGAAAGAAUUUCUGCUCAUUCCACCCUGGGAGGGGCCGUGGAUUCCCAAACCGAGGCUGCCCUCCGCGGGGUUUGUCCUGGAUGAGGAAAAGAGUGAUCCCGCGAAGCUCCAAUUCGUCCUCGCGCGUUUUCCGAAAAAAGAUGGCACGCAGGUGCCGUGGUACGACUUCGAGAUCACCGCGGAGGAGGUAGAAGGGGACGACGGUGGGGCCGUCGUCGCCGCCGCGUUGCGGGAGGCCAUUCGUAGAAACAAACCCCCCUCCGAUCCCCUCCACCCCGGCCUGCGAUCGUCCUCUCCUGCCGAGGUGGGAAAUUUGGGAACGAAAGGCAAGGAAGGAGGAGACGAACCAAAUGAAGAAAAGGAAGGAGUGUUGAGGCCUCUCGUCGCGCGCGUUUAUCCCGGCGAGACGCUCUACCUCCCCGCGCUUUGGCUGCACCGCGUCGGGCAGCGCGCCGGGGCGGAGGAUAUCGCCGCCCGCGCACGAUUGAGAAAACAAAAGGCGAAUUCAAACGCUACAAUCAAUCCAAAUGAAACGAGCGAUAAACUCGAGGAACCGCCGUUGCCACUGAUCGCGGCGGUGAACUACUGGUUUGAUAUCAGCUAUACGAACCCGGCGGUGGUGUUGCUGCGGGAGUUUGGGCUUCUUCUCUAA